CUACAAGUUAUGAAAUUUAUCUAGCUGUAGCACCCCAAAAAAAAAAAAAUUAUUAUGUAGCUGCCAUGUGCAGCCAUUUGAGUAAUUGAUGCUUCCCCAGCCAAUGGUGGAAGCAGUCUGAAUGGUUGUGGACCCUGGAAGCAGGCAAAAUGGGUGUGAAAAUAGCUUCAAACUAACUAUCCUGUUGGGAACCAGAGAAUAGGCCUUACAAAUACCACGAGGGGCCAUGUAACCGACUGUGAAAAUAUGAUUUCUUGCCCAGAGCAUGUAUUUUGCUUUCAGGAACUGGGAGGCUGAAUAGACCAGUGCAACUUAUGAACUAGUUAGCACACAAAUGUGAGGUUCAUUUUCCACUCUGGUGAGUGGAGACUGUCUAUUUAUUUUUUUUUCUGGAAAAUAGAGUUGAGACUAUCUGGUUAGAUUGGUGAAAAUGACAUGCUUUUUGCUACCUAUAUGACAUCCCUUUGGUCAGUAAUAUUGGUGCCAAAAGGGAUUUAAUUCAGAGGGCAGUGAUUUCAAAUUGACCCGAAAAAAAUGGAAGUAAAUAAUGUGCUGUGGUCAAGGCAGUCUUGUACAUAUAUGUCUAAUAAUUGAGGCUUGAAAAUUUUCACAAAACUGGGAAAUGCUCCAGUAUUGAUAGAUCUCUAUUACUUCAUCAGAAACUCAGGGUGAUACUCAUGUAUAUGAGACCUUGUAUUAUACCUUGGAAAAUUGACCCAUACCACACUUCCAUGCAGUUGGUCGACGCUUUGGAGCUUAGCAGGCUAACCAUGAAGACUGUGAAGCAAAAUCUUUGGUGGGCCUUUGCAUACAAUAUUGUUGGAAUUCCAAUUGCAGCCGGAGUGUUACUGCCAGUGACCGGGAUCAUGCUUACUCCAUCAAUUGCCGGAGCUCUCAUGGGUUUCAGCUCUAUUGGGGUGAUGACAAAUUCAUUGCUUUUGAGGUUUAAGUUCGCAUCGAAACACAAGCAAAUUUGUGAAGCAUCAUUCGAAGACAUCAAAACCCCUCUGGGUUCUGGUCAUCUCACGGAUCAAAUGGACAGAUCGAAGCACCCAUAUACUGCUGGUGCUGCUAGAUGA
Molecule: messenger RNA, 1079 nt
Organism: Ilex paraguariensis (yerba mate)
Lineage: Eukaryota; Viridiplantae; Streptophyta; Magnoliopsida; Aquifoliales; Aquifoliaceae
Source: the annotation of a GenBank genome assembly